ACGCGUAGCCCAUGUUUUUCGUUUCAGUUGAACUUAGAUCGUUGUUUGGAAUCGAUCGAAAAUUACUUAUCGGUGAAAGAGAGUGGCAAACUGGUUCUGACUGCGUUUGGUUGGAUUGCAGAUAGGGGCAAUGGAGCUGUACUAUUCGCCAGCAUCGGCACCGUGCAGAGCCGUCCAAAUGACGGCCCUUGCCAUCGGAGUUCCGUUGAACCUGAAGGAGAUCCGUUUGAUGGAUGGCAAGGCUAGUCAACGGCCGGAUUAUUGUCGUAUCACACCGCAGCACAGUAUUCCAACACUGAAGGAUAAGGAUUUGAUUCUGUGGGAGAGUAGAGCGAUUCAGAUCUAUUUGGUCGAACAGUAUGGAAAGGAUGACAGCUUGUACCCGAAGGAUCCGGCCAAGCGUGCCAAAGUCAACGAAAGAAUGUUUUUCGACGCGUGUAUUUUGUACCACAGAUUUACGGAGUAUUACCACGAGCAAGUGUAUGGAGGACUGGAGGGAGAUGACAAGAAAUUGGCAACACUGGAAGAUGCGGUGAGAAUGCUGGAUUUGUUUUUGGAAGGACAACCCUACGUGACGGGGCAGGCCAUGACGAUUGUGGAUUUGAGUAUGCUGGCAACGGUUGCUACGAUGGACUGCCUCGGUUUCGAGCUGAAGCCUUAUCACAAUGUAGCCGAAUGGUACAAACACAUGAAAGGUGUGGCUCCUGGGUCCAAAUUCAACGAAGCGGGUGCACUGGAUUUCGCAACUUUUAAAUGAUAUUCUAGGACGGAGCUUGUACAUUGUAGAUUUGUUUUAUUGUCAUUAAACAUAGAGAUUUAUUUACACGUAA
Molecule: messenger RNA, 830 nt
Organism: Armigeres subalbatus
Lineage: Eukaryota; Metazoa; Arthropoda; Insecta; Diptera; Culicidae
Product: glutathione S-transferase 1-like
Exons: 1
Coding region: 131-757 (208 amino acids)
Biological process (GO): glutathione metabolic process
Molecular function (GO): glutathione transferase activity
Source: RefSeq, a predicted model, not a curated record